AUAAAAGAGUUCAGUAAUGAACAGCGGUCACGCAAGUAUUCCUGGUGGAACUUUCCGUGUAUCGUCCUGUACCAGCAGUUUCGACAAUUUCUGAAUCUCUUUUAUCUGAUUUUAGCCCUUUCGCAACUGUGGCCGCCAAUCGCAGUUGGGCCGGCUUAUACUUACAUCCUCCCGCUUGCCUUCACGUUGAGCAUUACGCUGCUGAAGGAAUUCUUGGAUGAUUGGAAAAGGAGAGCAAAAGAUUGGGAAAUCAAUACUGCGGGAUAUCAAUGUAGUUCUAGCUUUUGGCUGAAAAACACCUUCCUAGCAGAUGAUUGAAGAUUAUGUUCUUCAGCGCGAGGACUGGUCUCGGAUGGCAAUCCCCUUGGAAGGACAUAGAACUAGAUGUACCGGUUUCUGAAAUAUAGUCCAUCAGCUACAUUCGGAAAUUAUUUUGAGGAUAUUCUGAUUAUCAUCAAUCUUCCAGGUAUUGAUCCCGAUACUGGUGCUUUGCGCGACGUCCCGGCUCGAGACAUCCGAGCAGGCGACUUCAUAUUGUUGAAAAGCAACCAGAGAGUGCCCGCAGAUUGCCUCUUUAUACACACGACGAGUAAAAGUGCGCAGACCUAUGUGAGGACCGAUCAGUUGGAUGGUGAAACAGACUGGAAGUUGCGAAAACCGGUAGCAUUGGUCCAGCGAAUGUUCAACUGUCAUGCCGGUGCACCUGGAAGGAGAGGAAGUACAUUGAUAAAGGGCGGGGACAAGAACACGACGACCGAACAACAGAUGAACAGCAACACAAGAUCAUCAUCCUCAGCAGCGAUAGGGGAUCAGCAGCACGGAGGAGGAGGAGUUCUCGUUCCUGCCUCUGGCGCAGCUUCUUUCUCCUCUUCCCCGAACGCAAAGGCUUGCAGCAAUGCGCAGGAAAUGUAUAGGCGUUUAACGAAUUUGCGCGCAAUGUGUCGCGUGGAGAGUCCGCAUAAGGACAUCUACAAUUUUCAAGGCCGUUUUAGUAUACAACCGCAGCAGAAUAAUUAUGCUAGCAUUUCCUCAGAAGGCUUGACGUUGGAGCAUACCCUGUGGCGGGACACGGUCGUAACUGAAGGAGACGUAGUUGGAUUCGUGAUUUUUACUGGCUGUGAAACACGA
Messenger RNA from Amoebophrya sp. A25, 1128 nucleotides. NCBI's taxonomy places the organism in Eukaryota, Dinophyceae, Syndiniales, Amoebophryaceae. The record is from the annotation of a GenBank genome assembly.